Messenger RNA from Notothenia coriiceps (black rockcod), 1507 nucleotides. RefSeq lists its product as uncharacterized. The record is from RefSeq and is a predicted model, not a curated record. The transcript has a single exon. The coding region runs from base 56 to 1507 and encodes 483 amino acids. Lineage: Eukaryota; Metazoa; Chordata; Actinopteri; Perciformes; Nototheniidae.
AGGUCUUGCUUCCUGCUGUCAGAGAGUCUGAGGGCCGCUCGCUCAGCCCACAGCCAUGCCUGACGUGAAGCCCCCCCCACCAUGUGACUACCCCUCCUCCUCCUCCGCCUCCCCCUUCGACCUCCUCAUAGACAUGGAGCCCUGCAUAGCCAACCUCCCCCUCUCCCCCGACCCCUUGUCCUCCUCCUUCCCCCGACACAGACCCAGCUUCCUUCACUACCCGGGCCUCCCGCCCUACCCUCUCCUGGCCCGGUGCAACAGCAGCACCCUGCUCACAAACCUGGGAAUGAGGUACUGCAGACAGGGCCCCAUGGGGGGGGGUGGUCCGGGUCAGGGGGGUGGUCCGGGCUCCUGUAGCUACACCGCAGGCAACAGGCCUUACAGGAGCAUGGAGAACCUGAACUGGAACAAUGUGGCCGAUUCUGGGCUGUGUGCAUUCAGUGCCGCGCCCUACAGGAGCAUGGACAGUGAGUUUAUUCUACGCUACACCUCCACCAGCCACUGGUAUGAUGGGCCCCCGGAUGGUUCUGUACUGGGGGCCCCUGGGCUCGGACCAAACCAAGAGGGCCUGGCGUUUUACCCUCGACACGGGCUGCCUAGGAAGGACUUACCGCUUUUUCCUCAGCUGCUGUUUCCAGGUGGCGUCGACGAAUGGGAUGCGAGGAAAGGCCUGAGGGAGAAGCUCCGCCUCCAGAGUGCGAGAUCAUCGAUGGAGCCUAUGAAGCCUCUCCCGAUGCGACCUCAGGAGGCUCAUGUGAAUUCAACGUUCUCUGGGUGCAGGCCUCCGUGCACGAUGCGCAUCACGAGCCCCGAGGAUAUCAAGCAGGAAGUCCUGAGGCGCCUACAGCUCCGCAGGCAGAACAGCAGCCCUAACCUGGCUCCCCACAGCGCCCCCUGCAGCCCAAAAGCUGUUAAGACGUCCUACACAACAGACAACAUUACAGGUGGUGGAUCAGACUCAGAGCGACGGAGACCUCCUGCGGGACGGCUGCACAUCCCCACGUUCGAGGAGUUUAAGAGGAUGAGGCAGAAAGAGACUACAGCGGGUUCUGUGGUUUCUGGAUUAAAACAAGAAGCAGGAGUUUCAGAGACGAAGAGUAGUGUCUCUGAGUUGAGCUUCAGUGGAGGAAGUAGAGAGCAGGAGGUGGGGGGAGUAAUGAAACCUCCCUGUAACACUGCAGCUCCCAUCUCUACCUCCAGAACUUACUCUCCCAUCCGCACAGGCCCGUCUCCACGCUCCCCCCUGCAGCCGCUGGCCAGCUCCACCCAGGAGAGAGGCUCCUCUGCUGGGGGAGAGGAUGGGGGCGGCAGGCGGAGGAGGAGCAGUUUGGAGCCAGCCGGGUCGGUACCUUUCCCGCCCUACAGGGAACAUUUUGACCGGCCCUCCAGCUGCUGCCCGGCUCUUCUGGACGGGACGGACCUGUCCAGCUACGGAGCGAAGAUCUACAAGAUGAAGGACGGACUGAUCGGAUCUGCGCUGGACCUCAUCAAGAAGAGGUUAGUCUGA